AUGGAACCCCUCUUUCAGGCUGGGUCCAUUCUCAUGAAGGUGAAUACCUUACAAGGGAAGAAAAUGGUGGAGAGUGGCCUCCAAUCUGGAGACUUUACCCUCUCCCAGUCAUGGCCCUCCUGCGUCCCACCGCUGGACGACUUGGAGACCCUGCAGCAGAAGGUGGACGGGGUGCAGCGAGAGCUGGAGGACUUCAAGGAGGAGGCCCUCAAGGCCAUCCAUUACCUGGAAAACGCCUUCUGCGAGAUGAACGGGGUCCUGGCGCAGCAGGAAGAGCAGGCGGCGCGCGUGAAGCAGCGGCUGAGGGAGGAGGAGGACCGUGGCAUCGUGCGCAACAAGGUUCUCACCUUCCUGCUGCCUCGAGAGAAGCAGCUCCGGGAGCACUGCAAGCGGCUGGAGGACCUGCUGCUGCGCAGGGGCAGGACCAGGACCACCAAGCUUCCUGAGCCGUGCCGGCCACGUGCUGAGUAG
Messenger RNA from Nycticebus coucang (slow loris), 471 nucleotides. RefSeq names its product coiled-coil domain containing 182 (gene CCDC182). Bases 1 to 471 code for a protein of 156 amino acids. Lineage: Eukaryota; Metazoa; Chordata; Mammalia; Primates; Lorisidae. The record is from RefSeq and is a predicted model, not a curated record. The transcript has a single exon.